AUCACAUCAACUUCAAAUGAUUCUUGUUUAUUUCUCAAUUUUGGUCUUUCCUGAGAGUACAUAUCGUUUUUGUAUUCACAAAUUUCCAAUCAACUCCCAGCUCAAAUCAUUUGACUAUACUUUCGGCAUGUCUAGCUAAGUCUAAUUAUUCCAGUCACACACACAUCUUGGAUAUACGGCUUGACUUUCAGGCCAAUUCAUUAAAUGCUUGUUCAUCAAUCAAUCCAAUCGCUCUAAUGCCAGCUACAGCUUGAAAAUUAUCCAAGUUUACGUGUUUAAAUUGUAUAUUUGUGUUUAAUACAAAUCGCCAAUUUCGCCAUGAUCUCAAAAAUUACCAAUACAUAUUGAACCGCGUCAAUUACAUGUUAAAAAAGUGAAAUGUAGAGAAUGAUGAAAAUUUAAAUUUUAUGGUUACUUUUCAAUAAAAAUAACUACCAUUUCACCAAGCAUCAAGCAAUCAUCAACACAAAAUAUUAACCGCAACACUCAAUGGCUACUUGAAGAUACAAGUGAAUCAAGAACCACAAUCAUCCAGUGAAACAGUAAUACAAGAGCAAUACAGUCGCGAUACUUGAAAUACUAAAACCUGAUAAAUUGUUGACCAAUACAUGUUAAAGUAGCAACUGUCAUGGCAAAAAAUGAGGAUAAAAUGAUAGGAUUUGAAUAAUGGUUGCAUUGAUUUGAUAAAAUCAAUAAUUGGACUAACUUUUCCUCUUAAAUUCACAUGACAAUCAUUACAGUGACAAGUUGUAAGAUUUUUCAGAUAACACUGAUGACGAUAAUAUAAUUUAUCCUGCUCGCUUUUCCUGCUACCCUGAAAGACACCAUGAGAGACGGCAGAGAGUGCAAAACUUUCUACAUCAUCAUCUUUUACCAAUACUUUAAGAUCUACUUCCGCCAUCUUAUUUUAAAUCAUUCUGUACUCACUCUCUUCUUUUUCAUCAAAUCGAUUUGCAUUACACGAAAUAUAUACCUUUAUAAAUAGAUGAUCCCAUCGACGGGUUUUGACGGCAACAAAAGAGGAGAGGGAAAGAAGGACGAGAAAAGAAAAGAAAGAGAAAAAACGAGUCCGUUUAUUUUUCUUUACGCGUUGCUACUUUAUUGUUGAUCCUUUGUUGUUUUCUUGUUCAAUUGCAAAAUUGUGGUGGUGGUGGCAGUUGGAGUAGUGUUAAUAGUGAACCUUGUCUGAUUGUUGUUUCAACAGUAGUGACAAUCUGGUAAUUUAAUUUACCUUGUUGACCCCUGUGAUCACUAUUUUGGUGACUCUCAUUCUGGUUGCUCUUUCGCACAUCAUUAUCGUCUGCUUUUUUUCCCUCCUUCACUUGGCCAAAUCAUUUAACUGAUUCACAAGUUAAAUUAUGAAGUAUCAACGUGUUCUCUUUUUAAUUGUGAUGAUUAUGGUUCUUCUGAUGGUGUUUUUUGUUGAAAAUACACAAGCCAUAACAAAUGUUUCACAAAACCUUUUAUGGAUUGAAUGGAUAUCAUUUUCAGCUAGUGUUUCCCUCAUUGGAAUACUUGUUAUUUACUAUUCCAACAUUGUUCCAGAAGGAGUUCAAAGGAUAUUUAAAUAUGGCAAAGCUGCGGAACUUCAUGUUCAAGGAAUCAAAAAGUGCAAUAAAAUUGAACUUCCUAAAAGGUGGUUCUACCACUUUUACCUGUUUGCAACAACAUUCUAUCUAUUACUAGCUUUUUCCGUUCUUCAAGUAUAUCUCUUGAAGACGAGUUUACCUAAAUAUGUUCAAAUAUUGUUAAACUCGAUCGUUGGGGUUCACCGAAAGUCAAAUGUGACCCCAGAAUCGGUGAUGAUUGCCAUGGCUUUAAUCAUUGUCCAAGUGAGUCGCCGGUUGUGCGAAUGUAUAUUUUUAAGUGUUUACUCGGAUGCCAAGAUGAACAUAGUCCAUUACAUUUUUGGUUUCUCUUUUUAUUUUGGUGUUGGUCUCUCAGUUUUAACAGAGGCUCCAGGCUUUGCCAGCUUAGGUCCCGCUUACGUCCACAUGAGUGGAAACUUUAUCACUUGGCACCAUAUUGUAGGAGUCCUAUUAUUUGCUUGGGCUUCCUCUUUACAAUACCAAAGUCAUGCAAUUCUCGCUGAAUUAAGAAAAGAUAACAAAGGUCAAGUUGUCAGCUAUUCACAUUCCAUACCGAAAGGAGGAUGGUUUGAUUACAUCUCUUGUCCUCACUACUUUGCUGAGAUUCUUAUUUACUUUUCAAUUUGUAUUGUUUUCGCUGGGCGAAGUACAACAUGGUGGAUGGUUUGCGGUUUUGUGCUUACCAACCAAAUAAUUGUCGGUUUAUUCAAUCAUCAUUGGUACCUUAAAACUUUCAAGGAUUAUCCUAAAACAAGGAAAGCAGUUAUACCUUGGAUCGUUUGAGAGGAUAAACUGUUAACCUAUUUUACCAAAGGAUGUUUAAUAAUCGCUAUUAUUUUAUUAGUACUUCUCUUUUAACUUAAUCAUUACUCCAAUGUGCGUUGCCACAGCAUGUUGGAAGUUAUUCAAUCGUCAUUGUGGUUGAUGUUACAAGCUGACUGCUAAUCUAAACGGUGACAGAAAACGGAACUUUUUUCGUGGCUUUUACCAAUCAUCAUUGCUUCAUGAUCAUUUUCAUUAGAAAAACAAAUCCAUUAUUCAUCAAGACACUUUUUAAUCUAUUGAACAAUUUAUUUAAUUUUUUAUCUUUUCUUCAUCAUUGUUUCACUCUCACACAAAAACAAGAUCAUACACCAGCUCAUCUUGACCAAAUCUGGCCCAAUUUUUCAUACACCAAUCCAAGUCCAUUCAAAUUUUGUUAUUAUUGUCUUUUUUGUUAAACAUUUUCCACUCAUACAAACAUAAUUAUAAAAAUUAAUAUUAAAUUUUGAAUACAAAUCUAUGAA
This is a messenger RNA of Tetranychus urticae (two-spotted spider mite), 2875 nucleotides long. The record is from RefSeq and is a predicted model, not a curated record. Lineage: Eukaryota; Metazoa; Arthropoda; Arachnida; Trombidiformes; Tetranychidae.